GGUGCGGGCUCGCGGCGGCUGCCGUGACGUCAGCGGUGACGGCACGGCGGGCUUUAGGGGCCAUGGCGCGCAUCACGCUGGAGGACCUGGACGGCCUGGGCGAAGAGGAGGAGGCGGAGGCGGAGGAGGAAGAAGAGGAAGGCGACGAGGAGGGGGAGGGGGCGCGGAGCCAGCUGUUCGCCCACUGGGAGGCCGUGGCCAGCACGCACCGGGUGAGCCUGCCCCGAGACAUGGCGGGCCCCAUCGCCCAGAUGACCCGGCACGGCCGGCUCCGCGAGCCGGUGCCCUACGUCACCCUGGCGCGGCUGGACAAGUGCGAGGAAGCAGCCUAUGAAGAGCGGCAGUACCCAGCUGGGAAGUGGGCCUGUGUCACCAAGGGGGAGCCCAUGUAUGAGCAGAGCAUCUCCAUGAGCUUCAUGAAGCUCAUGCGCUACAUCUGCAAGGAGAACUCUGUAGGUUGCUAUCUGGGCAUGACGAUCCCAGUGCUCAACGAAAUCCACCUGACCAAGGAGGGGACCGAGCUAGCACGUGAGGUCCUAACUGCCUUUUACCUCCCGGGAGCGUUCCAGCAAAACCCCCCUGUCCCCAUGGACCCCGAAAUCCACAUCACUGAGAGGGCACCACUCCGGGUGAUAACCAGGGUUUUCUAUGGGAUGACCACUGAAGAGACAAUCUUGCGAGAGAUCAGUCUCUUCUGGGAGCUCCUGGGCUCCACAGACACUGUGCUCCAGGAGACCUACAUCGUAGCUGCUUAUGAGAAUCCCAGCAUCCCUCAGCGCCGCAAUGAGAUCUGGUUCAUCCGUCGGGCAGAGUGAGGCCCCUCCUUGACCACAAACCAUCCCGUGACUGGACCUGGUGUAGAUGGCAGUUCUGACCUGAAAGAGACGAAUGCACAUCCUGACCCACCAUUCACCCACAGAACAGCAGACUGAGAGACAGCAGGGUGGGGGUCACGCUCUGCCCCAUGCAAGCCCAGCCAGGGGGAAACCUGGGGCGGUAACAGCAUGGGUUGGGGCAAUGUGCUGGCCUGGCCAGAGCUUUUUUUUAGCUCUGAGCUGGGAUUGCAAAACCGUGCCAGGUGCACAAGUGGGGCUUGUGGCUGGCAAUCAUGGGCUGAUAGCAUCAAGAAGGUAAAUGCCUGCACCUGAGAGAUUCGCUGCCUGUCUGUGACAGAGCCACUGAAACGCUGCUCCAGGGAAAGCAGGAUUUGAAGGGGGAAGGGGCUGGCCACUAGUGAGGUGGUGUGGAUGCUGCAGGUUUCCUGCUGGGGCGGUUCUCUUUGGACUGUUGGCUGUCGCUGACCAUCCCUCAGCCACAACAGAGGUGCCAGCAGCCUUUGUCCAGCACUUACGGAUGCUGUUUGCGGAGCUGCUGUGUGCGGAGAGGGGCAGGUCCCACCAGCAGCAGUACCGCUGUGUGUUGCAUUGUGCAUUGAUCACUGAGUUUCACAUCCAUGAAUACUGUUGCGCUUUCCUCGGGGAAGCUGGCAGUGCCAACAGCAAAUAAACCCGGCUCAAACCAC
Molecule: messenger RNA, 1522 nt
Organism: Dromaius novaehollandiae (emu)
Lineage: Eukaryota; Metazoa; Chordata; Aves; Casuariiformes; Dromaiidae
Product: heme-binding protein 1-like
Exons: 5
Coding region: 63-815 (250 amino acids)
Molecular function (GO): heme binding
Source: RefSeq, a predicted model, not a curated record